This is a messenger RNA of Parasteatoda tepidariorum (common house spider), 1427 nucleotides long. The record is from RefSeq and is a predicted model, not a curated record. Lineage: Eukaryota; Metazoa; Arthropoda; Arachnida; Araneae; Theridiidae.
AAAAAGAUAAUGGUAGAACCAAAGAUAAUAGCUAAUGUCUUUAAACAAAAAUUAUUUUUAAAAACUAAACUAUGUUAAUAAUUCUUUGUCAUUGCAUUUAUUAUCAAAUUAAUUAUUUACUCUUUUUUUCAGUUAUGGAAUUCGUCAAGACAAAUAAAGGUGGUAAAAAAUUAUUACAUGAAGAAUACUCUUACUGUUUCCAUAAGAAAAGUUCAGUAGCGAUUAGAUGGCGUUGCACACAACAACACUGUGUUGUAAAGGUAAGAAAAAACUACUUUUGUGAAGUAAUGCCUAUCUUUAAACUAAUGGAAUAUAUUUUUAUAAAACGUCAUGGAGAAUUAGUGAAAGAAGCCAUGGUAGAAGCUGCUGAUUCACUUUUUGAAGAAUUUAGAAAUAAAAAGGAAAUAGUUUCAGCUAUAAACACGUUGCAAUUAUCAGCACGAACUGUUACUAGAAGAAUUGAAGUAAUUGCGGAGAAUUUGGAGGCAGAAUUAGCAAAUUAUAUGGAAAAUUGUAUUUUCUUUUCGCUACAGAUGGAUGAAUCGACAGACGUGACAAAUAUAUCACAAUUAGCAAUUUGCGUGAAGAUGUGCAAGGGCAGUCUUAACACCAGUUUCGACAGAACUGAAAUUUUAAACACUUCCCAGCAUUCGCAUUCUCCGGAUGAACAUUUAAAUGAAAGAAUAAAUGCCUUGCUAAACAUGAAGAGAAAAGCGGAGGAAACACACGAUAAACCUUCGCAGAUAUUUGCGGAAACAGUAGCUGCAAUGUCGAUGGAUGCAAUGAUGACUCCCCUUAAAAGAACAUUAAGGAAUCAUAAAGCCAAGGGUAUACCAAAAGAGCCCCUGGAUCUCAAAGACUUGAAAUUGGAAGAUUGUUUCCCAGAACCUAAAUAUAUAUAUUUUUUUGUUUCUGGGGAAUGGAAAGAAAAUCUACUGUUUGAUAAUGGCAGUCUUCAGGAUAGAAUUUUAUUAUUUGGCACAAGUGAUACCCUUUACCUAUUGCAAGAAACAUCAAAAUGGUUUCUAGACGGCAACUUCGGUCUUGCACCCAGACAUUUCACUCAACUUUAUGUUGUGCGGGUGGGGGUUGAAGAUGCAUAUAUUACAGCAAUAUAUGCCUUACUUCAAUCAAAGAAAAAAUCGACAUACGAAGAGCUUUUUAGAACUUUAAUUGAAAAAUAUGGCAACUUCCAAAAUAGAUAAAAAAAAGCAAUGAAAAGAGCCUCUACAGAAGUGGCAGCCGAAGGCUUUAAAUGGCUGGCUGAGAUGGAAAGUACUUUUAUAGAGCUGUAUGGAAAGUAUGAAUAUAUUUGGAAUGUAAAAAAUCCUUUGUAUAAACAUAGAAUGCUUCGACGAGUAAGUUUCGACGAAAUAAGUAAGAAGUUGGUCGUCGAUUAUCCUCUGCAUGCAGCAGAAUUUACAAUU